AUGCCGAUAUCGAAUGAUCAAGAGGUGAGAGUGGUCGAACAAAGAGAACGAUCAUCGUGUUCCUUACCACCUCCCUAUACAGUAAUUGAUCUUGUACCUCCACCACAAUACGCGCAAUUUGAACGAGAUCAUGAAAAAGAGCGUUGUUUUGUUGCUAAACAAGAAGGGAAUCAAGCAAGUUUUCUUCACACUAGCACUGAACAAACUUGUGAAUCUGUGCCGAUGCGUAAUGCAGUGUUCAACGAUCCUGAAUAUUUCGUAUAA
Messenger RNA from Anisakis simplex (herring worm), 264 nucleotides. NCBI's taxonomy places the organism in Eukaryota, Metazoa, Nematoda, Chromadorea, Rhabditida, Anisakidae. The record is from the annotation of a GenBank genome assembly.